AUGGCCCUGCACCCCAAAUGUACCAUGAGGGAGCUACACAGUCCCCACAUGCCUUUCUCGGCACUCUUUCUGCUCCUGCUCCUGUUGCCUCCUCCCAUUUUUAAAGCAGAGAGCCUCCAAUACCAUGGCCCUGGCUGGAAACUAUUCCACCGCCUGGGCAAGGGCUCCAGGAGUUCUCACCAACGCCAGAUCCAUCGCAUGAAGCAAAACUGGCGCCACUGGCGCCACAGUCGAUCAGGAGAUGAAUGUCAGGGUGUUUUCGACCUCUACUUCAUCCUGGACAAGUCAGGCAGUGUGGGCGAUAACUGGAUUUAUGUUUAUCAAUUUACGGAGAAUUUGGUGAAGAAAUUCCAAAACCCUAAACUGCGGAUGUCCUUCAUUACCUUCUCAACAAAGGGUGAAGUUCUCAUGCCACUCACCUCAGACAGAGAAGAAAUCCGCAACGGCCUUCUCAAACUUGAGAAAGUGGUACCUGCAGGACGUUCAUACAUGCAGAAAGGAUUUGUAAAGGCGAAUGAACAAAUCCAAAACGCCACCUCGGGAGGCCACAAUGUCAACAGCGUGAUUAUUGCUCUGACUGCUGGGACAUUGUCAAUACAGCCAUUUCAGGAGACCAAGGAAGAGGCCAGAAAAGCCCGGAAAAUGGGAGCAACUGUUUACACCGUCGGUGUAUAUAUGUAUAACAAAUGGCAGAUAGUAGACAUUGCGGACAGCCAAAACCACAGUUUUGGGGUCAACGAAGGGUUUAAUGCUCUGAACAGCAUCGUUGAACCGCUUGCUACCAAGUCCUGUAUUGAAAUACUAUCUGUGGAGCCUUCCCUUGUGUGUGCAAAAGAUUCCUACCAAAUAAACAUUAGUGGACAUGGGUUUGAUAACACAAAAGACCAGAGGCAAGUUAUUUGCAGAUUCACAUUCAGUGAUUCCAGAGUCGUCGAUGAAGUCCCUACUGAUCUGAAUGAAGAUGGUUUAACAUGUCCUGGACCAAAAAUACAACACACUGGAAAGGAAGUCUCUCUUGAAGUCAGUCUGAACAAUGGCAUCUCCUUCAUUGGGAACAAAUUCAUCAUAACCAGCACCAGCUGUGGGAGUACUAGGCGUAAGAAGCCGCAACCACCUCGGCCACAUCCAGGGAAGAAGCCAGAAGAAGUGUGCCGGGACCCACAUGAAUCACCACCCCCUCCUCCUCCACCUCCUCCUCCACCUCCUCCUCCACCUCCUCCUUUUGCAGCUCCAUUACCUGUCAACCCAAGACCUACUGUGAUAGUUGCCUGCUGUGGCUGUGGGAACAGAAGGAUGCAGGGAAGCCCAGACACGUGCUGCAACUACUUUCAGCCAAGCUGCCCCCAGAUGCCAAUGAUGUGCUAUCAACCCACGGUGCAGGGGAGAUGUGCCAACGUCACUGUCAUGAAUCCCAGCUGCCCACAGGCCUCCUGCCCUCAUCCCAAAAGAGACUAUUUCCAUAUCCCACAAACACCAUACACCUCAAGGAUUGUUUUUCAACCCAAUGCAGAGUGUUUCAACAUCCCUCAGGCAACCUGCACCCCAAAUAUGUGCCUUCCAGCCAACCGAGAAUGUCUCCCUGCUGCACAGACUACGUGCUCUCCGACCCACUCACCCCAUCAGGAGUUCUACCCUCUCAACUAUUCACAGUCCCCGAGCCCAGCCCGGUGUUCCAAGUCUCCCUCCAGGAUGUUACCUCUGCUUCCUCCCCACGCCCGCCAAUCUAUAGAAUCCCUUUGUCGCAUCCGCCCUCAGCGCCCAACCUCUAAAAGAGCACAUUUCUAA
This is a messenger RNA of Meriones unguiculatus (Mongolian gerbil), 1785 nucleotides long. RefSeq names its product ANTXR like (gene Antxrl). NCBI's taxonomy places the organism in Eukaryota, Metazoa, Chordata, Mammalia, Rodentia, Muridae. The record is from RefSeq and is a predicted model, not a curated record. Gene Ontology annotation, cellular component: membrane. Bases 1 to 1785 code for a protein of 594 amino acids. The transcript is spliced from 17 exons. Gene Ontology annotation, molecular function: signaling receptor activity.